Antrostomus carolinensis (chuck-will's-widow) is the source of this 667-nucleotide messenger RNA. Its product is annotated as receptor-type tyrosine-protein phosphatase alpha. NCBI's taxonomy places the organism in Eukaryota, Metazoa, Chordata, Aves, Caprimulgiformes, Caprimulgidae. Gene Ontology annotation, biological process: protein dephosphorylation. The transcript has 5 exons. The annotation marks the transcript as partial. The record is from RefSeq and is a predicted model, not a curated record. Gene Ontology annotation, molecular function: protein tyrosine phosphatase activity.
UGUAAAUGUGCUCAGUACUGGCCGGAUCAGGGCUGCUGGACCUAUGGGAACAUCCGAGUGUCCGUGGAGGACGUGACCGUCCUGGUGGAUUACACCGUGCGGAAGUUCUGCAUCCAGCAGGUCGGCGACGUCACGAACAAGAAGCCUCAGCGCCUGGUGACUCAGUUCCACUUCACCAGCUGGCCCGACUUCGGGGUCCCCUUCACCCCCAUCGGGAUGCUGAAGUUCUUGAAGAAGGUGAAGACAUGUAAUCCUCAAUAUGCAGGAGCAAUAGUAGUGCACUGCAGCGCCGGGGUGGGACGCACGGGCACUUUUAUCGUCAUCGAUGCCAUGCUGGACAUGAUGCACGCGGAGAGGAAGGUGGAUGUUUACGGCUUCGUCAGCCGGAUCCGGGCUCAGCGCUGCCAGAUGGUACAGACAGAUAUGCAGUAUGUGUUUAUAUACCAAGCACUUCUGGAGCACUAUCUCUAUGGUGACACGGAGCUGGAGGUGACCUCCUUAGAGAUCCACCUCCAGAAGAUCUACAACAAAGUGCCGGGGACCAGCAGCAAUGGGCUGGAAGAGGAGUUUAAGAAGCUCACUUCAAUCAAAAUUCAGAAUGACAAGAUGAGAACGGGCAACUUGCCGGCAAACAUGAAGAAGAACAGAGUGCUUCAGAUAAUUCCAU